AUAUCCAAAAAUAGUUCUUGCACGAAAUGCCAUGAUUCCUUUAUUGUUUUCUUCUUCUCUAUAUAUAGACAUAGCAUAAUCUUUCUAUUUCAUUUGGAUCAAUCUUUUCUAGAAUAAGGCCAGCCCCACAUCAUUACACAAACCAAAAACCAACUUACAAGAAAAAAAAAUACAUCAAUCAAUCAUAUUCCUCCCUCUCCCUUCCCCUCUUUCUCAUCUAUUCUACAAUUUGAUGGCUUCAAUGCAAUGCGACGCCGAGCAGCUGAAGCAGCUAAAGGAGAUCUUCGACCGGUUUGACAUGGACAAAGACGGCAGCUUGACGCUGCUGGAGCUAGCGGCCCUUCUCCGGUCCCUCGGCCUCAAGCCCGAGGGCGACCAAAUCCACACCAUCGUGGCCACCAUGGACGCCAAUGGCAAUGACGCCAUAGAGUUUGAUGAAUUGGUGGAGCUGAUGUUGUCCGAUCUUAGCAAAGAAGCCCCCAACCACGAACAGCUCAUGGGGGUGUUCGAGGCCAUCGACUGCGAUGGAAAUGCCUACAUCACCGCGGCUGAGCUGGCUGGCCAGUUGGCCAAGAUGGGCCAUCCCCUCACCUACAACGAGCUCACCGAUAUGAUGCAUUAGGCUGACGUCAAUGGCGAUGGCGUCAUCAGCUUCCACGAGUUUGCCAACAUCAUGGCUAAAUCGGCUGUAGACACCCUCAGCCUCCCUCCCUCGUGGUUGGAAUCCUAGGUAGCACAGGUUAAGGUUUUCAUCAUAUGGUUAGGAAUGUUCUUGAAAUCAAGAUUGAAUUUUUAUUUAAUGCCAGAAAUUUUUAGAACCAAA
This is a messenger RNA of Salvia splendens (bonfire salvia), 823 nucleotides long. RefSeq names its product probable calcium-binding protein CML15. Lineage: Eukaryota; Viridiplantae; Streptophyta; Magnoliopsida; Lamiales; Lamiaceae. Gene Ontology annotation, cellular component: myosin II complex. Gene Ontology annotation, molecular function: calcium ion binding. The transcript has a single exon. The record is from RefSeq and is a predicted model, not a curated record. Bases 233 to 622 code for a protein of 129 amino acids.